AUGAAAAGAAAUAUCAGAACUUUGGUGAAAUAUCUACUGCUAUCUUCAGUGACUGUGGUGUUUACAGUGCUGUUUUAUAGAAUUUUCAAAAGUAAAGAUUUCAGGUACACUGAUGUGCAAUUUGGUGCUAAAUAUGGGGGAGUUGAGCCUGUGGCCCCUCAAAAUGUACUUGCAUUUGAUAAUGAAAAAAUAGAUUGGCAUGAUUAUGAUCAAAUAAAACAAGAGUCUAUGAGAACAGGUCCUGGUGAACAGGGAAAAGCUGCUUAUUUAAAUCAGGCUGAAAACCACAAUUAUGAUGCCUUGUAUAAAGUGAAUGGAUUUAAUGCAGCCCUAAGUGAUAAAAUCGCUGUAGAUAGGGCAGUACCUGAUAUUAGACAUAAAGGAUGUAAAAGUAAGAAAUAUUUGAAAAAUCUUCCUAGUGUUAGUGUGAUAGUACCUUUCCAUAAUGAACACUGGACUACUCUUUUAAGGACAGCCACUAGUGUUGUCAAUAGAUCUCCACCACAUCUUUUAAAAGAAGUUAUUCUUGUGGAUGAUUUUAGUUCUAAAGAGUUUUCUAGGAAACCUUUGGAUGACUAUUUAGCUGCAAAUCUAACAAAAGUUAGAGCUUUACAUUUACCAGAGAGAAGUGGACUGAUAAGAGCUAGAUUAGCAGGUGCUAGAGAAGCUACAGCUGAGGUAUUGAUUUUUUUAGAUUCACAUACAGAAGCUAAUGUCAACUGGCUGCCACCACUCUUAGAACCAAUUGCUCAAGACUAUAAGACCUGUGUAUGCCCAUUUAUUGAUGUGGUCCAAUAUGAAACAUUCGAAUAUCGAGCCCAAGAUGAGGGGGCUAGGGGGGCAUUCGACUGGGAAUUUUUCUACAAAAGGCUGCCUUUACUCCCAGAAGAUCUCAAACAUCCUACAGAACCAUUCAAGAGCCCCAUAAUGGCGGGGGGGCUGUUCGCGAUAAGCACAAAAUUCUUCUGGGAACUCGACGGUUACGACGAAGGCCUGGACAUUUGGGGUGGGGAGCAGUAUGAACUUAGUUUCAAAAUUUGGCAGUGCGGGGGGCAGAUGUACGACGCCCCCUGCUCCAGGGUGGGGCACAUUUACAGGAAGUACGCGCCCUUUCCCAAUCCCGGGAAGGGGGAUUUUGUCGGCAGGAAUUAUCGUCGUGUUGCCGAGGUUUGGAUGGACGAAUACGCUGAGUAUCUGUACAUGAGGAGGCCGCAUUAUAGAAAUCUCGAUACCGGCGACUUGACCAAGCAAAAAGGGCUGAGGGAUAGGCUGCAAUGCAAACCCUUCAAGUGGUUCAUGAAGAACGUUGCCUUUGAUUUGCCCCUGAAAUAUCCUCCCAUCGAACCUGGAGAUUUCGGAGUGGGAGAGAUUCGCAACUUGGGUGCCCCCGAACUAUGCGUGGACUCCGGCUUCAAGGACAAGGACCAAAUAGUCGGCCUCAAAGAGUGCGUUUCCGAUAACAAGCAGCGCGGAGAGCAAAACUUCACCCUCACGUGGCACAAGGACCUUAGGGUGAAGGGCAAGUCGAUGUGCUUCGACGUUUCGGAUCCGAACGAAAAGGCAGAUGUCGUGUUGUAUCCCUGUCAUGGGAUGAAAGGGAACCAGUAUUGGAGAUACGAUGUCGAAAAACAGUGGUUUUUGCAUGGCGGUAACCCAAGAUGCCUGGAUUGCGAUCCAGGACAGAAAAGGCUUUAUGUGAAGAGCUGCGAUGAACAUUCCAAAACGCAGAAAUGGCGAUUCGAAAAUGUGAAUUUGACCAUGAUAGCAGAUUGGGAAAAUAUCGGAGUACAGGAGUAG
Messenger RNA from Phaedon cochleariae (mustard beetle), 1797 nucleotides. NCBI's taxonomy places the organism in Eukaryota, Metazoa, Arthropoda, Insecta, Coleoptera, Chrysomelidae. The record is from the annotation of a GenBank genome assembly.